This is a messenger RNA of Akanthomyces muscarius, 1404 nucleotides long. RefSeq lists its product as uncharacterized. The record is from RefSeq and is a predicted model, not a curated record. Gene Ontology annotation, molecular function: acyltransferase activity, transferring groups other than amino-acyl groups. Bases 1 to 1404 code for a protein of 467 amino acids. NCBI's taxonomy places the organism in Eukaryota, Fungi, Ascomycota, Sordariomycetes, Hypocreales, Cordycipitaceae. The transcript has a single exon.
AUGCCUUUUAUCUCCGCCGAUUACGAGGUUGAGCAGACAUUCAGCAUCCCAUGCCCGGGAUUCAACGUCAAACUCUCCCACUGGGAUAGAACAUUUGUGCCGUACCACACAAAACGCAUUUUGUUCUUCCAACUGGAUGUCGACGAGGACAGAGCCAAAAUCACUAAACAGCUGCACGCCGCAUUCCACAACACGGUGCAAAAGCUUCCCUUUCUCGCGGGCUCCAUUGUUCCCUUUACUGCAGAGGAGGGUGGACGUCCUUGGCUGCGCAACCUCAUUCCCAAGGGCGCCGCGCAUCUCGUCGUCAAGGACUUGUCGGCGGACCUGAGCUACACAAAGCUCGAGGCCGCCAACUUUUCGCAGAGCCUGCUCGACACCGACAAGCUCUGUCCCUUGCCCCAGGUGGCGUAUGUGCAGGAAGAACCCGUGGACGUGUGCCGCUUCCAGGCCAACUUUGUCGAGGGUGGCCUGCUGCUCGUUGCGUCCGUCAUCCACAUUGUCUGCGACGGCAACGGCGUAACACAGACCAUCAGGAUCUUUGCAGAUUUUUUCCGCCAGGCGACCCGUGACAUCCAGCUCCAGCCUCCUCGGGGCCAAGACGACGUCUAUACCUCGGACCGCACCAAGAUUGUCAACGGCGGCGGCGCAGUCGGCUGCAUCGACCUGCACCCGGCAUGGACAAGCUCAACUAUCAACACGCACUCGCAGCUCUCCGACGUGCAGACAUCGUGCAAGACGUACCGUAUCGACGUGGGGAUGCUAGAUGCCCUCAAGCAAGCCGCGUCGAAGCUGACGCCAAAGGGCGAAUGGAUUUCGACCAAUGACGCCAUCUCGGGCUUGAUCUGGCGCAGCAUUGUUCUUGCGCGCCGCCGCGCGGGCAUUCUCAAGGACCAAAAUAAGGAGGCCUACAUUACACAGCCGGUCGACUGCCGCUCACUCAUCAAGCUGUCGCAGCCGUACUUCGGCAACGCCCUCUACAUGGCCCAGGCCACCUUGGACGUGGACGUGCUCGCCGACGAGGAGACGGGCAUUUCUGCAGCGGCGCAGUGCAUUCGCGCCAGCCUCGCAGGAGUCACGGGAGACAAAUUCCGUGAUCUUGUCGGGUACGUGGAGCGCACAUCGCAGGAUUCGCAGACUCGCCUCAAGGUUGUCGAGUUUCUCAACACGUCGGGCAUCAUCCUCACCAGCCACUUCAAGUUUCCAAUGCACGAGAUUGACUUUGGAUCAGCGCUCGGCCGACUUAAAGCACUGCGCCUGCCUGCGAAGGGCAUGAUGACUGGCGCUGUCAUGGUAAUGCCCAAGCUUCCCGACGGUAGCUGCGAAUUCUUGAUCACCGAGGCGGAUGUGACGGUGGCGAGCCUGGGCCAAGACGCCGUGUUUGCCGGGUUUACCCACGAGGUGUAA